AUGCCCACACGACACGAUCGAACAGUUGGAGAGACACGCCGUCCUUUUUCCUCACCCGGAGAAAGCUUUUUCCUCCACGACACCGCUCAACCGUCGACUUCCUGCGCUUCCCGUGGAUUUCCCUCUCGCUCUGCGUCAGCGCUUUCGAUUCUCCGCGACGAAAUGGUCACCAAGAAAAACCUGGAUGGCCUCAUGGCCGCCUCGUACCAACCUGGCGACGUGGAGAAGGACUGGUACGCAUGGUGGGAGCAGGAGAACUUUUUCUCGCCAACGAGUCUCUCUCUUCACCAGCGUCAAGUCUACUCCGGUUCCUUGCCGGUCCCAGUUUCGUCGGAGCUUGCAGCGACGACGAAAAAGGAAAAUCAGUUCGUCAUGGUCAUUCCGCCGCCCAACGUCACCGGCUCUCUUCACAUCGGCCACACCCUCACGGUGGCAAUUGAAGACUCGCUUGCCAGAUGGAACCGCAUGAAUGGAAAAAUUGUCCUUUGGGUCCCCGGCGCAGACCACGCAGGCAUUGCCACGCAGAGUGUGGUGGAGAGGGCCUUGUUGAAGGAGGGUGCGCCUUCUCGCCACGAGCUGGGGAGAGAGGCGUUUCUCCGAAAGGUCUGGGACUGGAAGCGACGGUAUGGGGACACGAUCUGCGAUCAGUUGAGACGCGUAGGCAGCAGUGUCUCCUGGCCGCAUUUCUCCUUCACUCUGGACGAAAAACUGUCUCGCGCUGUUGUCGAGGCCUUCGUCCGCAUGUACGACGCGGGGUUGAUCUACAGAGAAGAGAGGCUCGUCUCUUGGUCGCCCUAUUUGAAGACAGCAAUUAGCGAUGUUGAGGUAGACGUCGAAGAGAUCGACAAACCGAAGAAAGUCACCAUUCCCGGAUUCGAGUACCCCGUUGAAGUUGGCUACUUGUGGCAUUUCUCCUACGAAGUCGAAGGCGGCGGCCGCCUCGAGGUGGCCACCACGCGUAUUGAAACGAUGCUAGGAGACGUCGCCGUGGCCGUUAAUCCCACGGAUGAGCGCUACUCGAACCUGGUUGGCAAGCGCCUCAUCCAUCCGUUCUUCCGAGAGCGCGAGAUGCGCGUCGUCGCAGAUGAUCACGUGGUUUCCACUUUCGGAACAGGAGCUGUGAAAAUCACUCCUGCGCAUGAUAAGAACGAUUACGCGAUCGCCAAGCGACACAACUUACCGUGCAUUUCCAUCUUCACAUUGGACGGAAAGAUCGGCCCGGAAGGCGGUCCGUUCGCAGGGCAACAUCGAUUCGAGUGUCGAUUCAAAAUUCAGCAGGCACUCAAAGAUCUGGGCUUGCUGGGAGAGAAGGUGCCCAACACACACGCCAUGCAGUUGCCGCGGUGCAGCCGAAGCGGAGACAUCAUCGAGUACAUGCUGAUUCCCCAGUGGUGGUGCUCGUGCAAGGACAUGGCCGAUCGCUCGGUUAAGGCCGUCCGCAACGGCGACCUAAAAAUCGUGCCGGCGUUCCACGAAGAUGUUUGGUACCACUGGCUGGAAAACAUCAAGGACUGGUGCAUCUCGCGACAGCUGUGGUGGGGCCACAGAAUUCCAGCAUACCGGGUCACGAAGCCGGAGCAGCAGGAGGAGACUUGGGUGGUAGGUCGUUCACACCAGGAGGCUUUGGAGAGAGCAGGAGCGAAGUUGGGGAUCCAGGCCCUCUCUACAAUUUCUCUGGAGCAAGACGAAGAUGUCCUCGACACCUGGUUCUCCUCCGGCCUCUUCCCCUUCAGCGUUUUCGGGUGGCCUGACAACACCGAGGACAUUCAGGCGUUCUUCCCUACGUCCUUGCUGGAAACAGGCCACGACAUUCUGUUCUUCUGGGUGGCCCGAAUGGUGAUGAUGUCUCUCCAGCUGACGGACAAACUGCCUUUCGACACCGUUUUCCUGCACGCCAUGGUGCGCGACGCGCACGGGCAGAAAAUGAGCAAGAGCAAGGGAAACGUGAUCGAUCCUCUCGAGGUGAUUUCCGGGAUUUCACUGCAAGAUCUCCAGGCGAAGCUGCACAAGGGCAACCUCCCGGAGAAGGAAAUCAAACGCGCAGAAGAAGUGCUGAAGAAAGAGUUCCCCAAGGGCAUAGAAGCCUGUGGCUGCGACGCGCUCCGCCUCGGCCUUCUGGCCUACACGCGCCAAGGGCGAAAUGUGAAUCUCGACCUCAACCGUGUGGUGGGCUACCGCCACUUCUGCAACAAACUCUGGAACGCCACCAAAUUCGCCAUGGACAAGUUCGAGGCCGCCUCCCAGCUUCUCGAGUGCGGCACAGAGGGCGCGGUGAAUGGCCAUGAGGUUAAGCCGUUCCGCCCCGGAGGCAUAUUCAUGGGUGGUGUCGGGAUCAGCAGAGGCGCGCAGGAACUCACAGGCUGCACCGGCGUCAAGUACGACCAACUCGAGUGGGUCGACCGGUGGAUCUUGCACCGCCUGUCUGUCACAUGCGCCGAGGUCAAGAAGGCGUUCGAGGAGUAUGCCUUCUCUGAGGUUGUGACAGCGAUUUUCAACUUCUUCCUGUACGACUUCUGCGACUACUACCUUGAGCUCUCGAAACAACGGCUCACGGUCCGUUCCGUAGAGCAAAAGACAGCUGACACAACUGGGUCUUCCUCCCGCUACAUCCGCUCUUUGUGCGCACUGGAGGUGCUCCACGUCUGCCUCGACCGCGGCCUCCGUCUUCUUCACCCCCUCUGUCCCUUCAUCACGGAAGAGCUUUUCCAGCGUCUGCCAGGAUAUGAAACAAAGCCGACGAGCAUUUGCAUUGCCGAUUAUCCUCAGCCGAUUAUGCAGUGGACUGACUACAAGCUUGAUGAUGAGAUGGAGCUCUUCAAGAGUGUCGUUUCUCAUUUCCGUUCCCUCAUUGCCGCCUUGGAUAUUCCCCCGAAGAUCAAGCCCGUUGGUUACGUUAUGAUCACGGACGUUGCUCAGAAAUACAACGAAAACGCCUCCUCUGCGUCUUUGCGUUCGUUCAUCUCCGCAAGAGAGGGUGAUCUUGCAGCCAUGGCAAAAAUGUCGAAGAUUUCCGUGCGGGCGCCAGAUCAAAAUGCUCCGGACUGCUGCGUGAGCGAUGUCGUAUGCGGCUCUGUGUCAAUUUUCCUUUCCGUUGAGGACGGGGUAAAUCUGGCGCAGACACUGGAGAAGAUGAACAAGAAGAAAGCGAAUCUCGAGAAAAUGAUCCAGGGAUAUGAGAAGAAAGAGGCGAUGCCCGCGUACGAAGAGAAGGUGCCAGCAGAUGUACGGGAACAGAACGCUGUGAGGAAGGGCGAGUUGCAGGAGGAGCUGAAGAUGCUUCUUCAAGCUGUCGAGAACAUGAAACGGCUUGCCGGCCAGUAGAAGCGAAUCUAGAGAACCGUUUUCUUGCCUCG
This is a messenger RNA of Toxoplasma gondii ME49, 3353 nucleotides long. Its product is annotated as valyl-tRNA synthetase. The transcript is spliced from 18 exons. Gene Ontology annotation, molecular function: aminoacyl-tRNA deacylase activity; ATP binding; valine-tRNA ligase activity. NCBI's taxonomy places the organism in Eukaryota, Apicomplexa, Conoidasida, Eucoccidiorida, Sarcocystidae. The record is from RefSeq and is a predicted model, not a curated record. The coding region runs from base 1 to 3321 and encodes 1106 amino acids. Gene Ontology annotation, cellular component: cytosol. Gene Ontology annotation, biological process: valyl-tRNA aminoacylation.